GCGAGAGAGAGAGAGAGAGAGAGAGAGAGAGAGAGAGAGAGAGGGAGAGAUGGAGGAAAAAUACCGAUCUCACAUGGUGAAUGAAGAAGGGAAGGAAAUCCAAUGGAGGUAUGGUUCAGCUCCAGAAUACAGCGUCGUCAACAAGCUCUUCGAACAAGGAAGAACAAAGGAAUGGCCGUCUGGAUCUCUGGAGGAGACUGUUCAAAACGUUGUGAAGAGUUGGGAGAUGGAAUUAUCUCACAAGACCUGUCUUGAUGAUUUCAGGUCCAUAAACCCUUCCAAAUUCAAAUUCUCUGUUAACGGAAAGAAGUUCUUAUCAGCAGAGGAAACUCUCAAUCUGGGUAGCUAUAAUGCUUUGCUUCAAAGCCAAAUGCCAUUGGAAAUGCAAGGCUAUAGGGCAGAAGAGGAGAGCUUUGAUUCCUCCCACCAUGUAUUUAAAACUGCCUUUCCUCGUGGCUUUGCUUGGGAGUUGCUUAAGCUCUUCUCUGGACCUCCUGAGAUAACUUUCAAGUUCAGGCAUUGGGGAUAUAUGGAGGGCCCAUAUAAAGGACAUGGCCCCACUGGUGAGGUGGUUGAGUUCAUUGGCAUGGCUAUUAUCAAGGUUGAUGAAAACUUGAAGGCAGAACAAGUAGAGAUCUUCUAUGAUCCUGGAGAUUUAUUUGGAGGACUGCUCAAAGGCCCAAAGCUGCCUUCAGAAGAAUCAGCCAAGCAAGAUCAUGCCGACUUAGAAGAAAGUUUAACU
This is a messenger RNA of Dendrobium catenatum, 742 nucleotides long. Its product is annotated as pathogen-related protein. The record is from RefSeq and is a predicted model, not a curated record. NCBI's taxonomy places the organism in Eukaryota, Viridiplantae, Streptophyta, Magnoliopsida, Asparagales, Orchidaceae.